Molecule: messenger RNA, 2522 nt
Organism: Exaiptasia diaphana
Lineage: Eukaryota; Metazoa; Cnidaria; Anthozoa; Actiniaria; Aiptasiidae
Product: transcription factor 12
Exons: 23
Coding region: 305-2488 (727 amino acids)
Biological process (GO): regulation of transcription by RNA polymerase II
Cellular component (GO): transcription regulator complex
Molecular function (GO): RNA polymerase II cis-regulatory region sequence-specific DNA binding; protein dimerization activity; DNA-binding transcription factor activity, RNA polymerase II-specific
Source: RefSeq, a predicted model, not a curated record
UCUGAAAAAACUGAAAAGAUGGAUCUACAGUGUGUAGCCACGCGAAAAUAGCGAUCACUAAAGAAACCUGUGCGAUUUUCAACGGAAUUCCUCAGAACGGACACCCAUACGACAAUCAUAUGAGUUGGGUUCUCCAAACAGAGAAAUUAUCGGGGGGAAAGAGGCGACUUUACUAAAGUGCUUGAGUGUUUGAGGUCUUUUUGUGCUAUUSAGAGUGUGCUGGUGCUCGCCAGGCCUUUUUUAAACCGUGGAAGUAGAAGGAGUCGCGCGAGCUGUACACCAUUAACGGAGCACAGCGUUUUUCAUGCUGGAGUGUAGCAGCGAUCAGGCCCUCAGCAUUCAGUCUACUGCACGAAUGAAUACGCUUGGAGGAGACAAGGAGCUGAGCGAUCUUUUGGAUUUUAGCGCGAUGUUCGCGCCUCCAGGAUCUCUGGUCGGAAAAUCUGCAGGAACAUUAGCCGAAUCAGGCCUGUCUGGUUCACUACAUCGAACAGGCACUUUGGAAGAAAGCUCCACGUGGCAAGCGAACGUCUCGGGAUAUGACAGGGCUUACCCCUCUGACUCAAGCCAUGGAUUGUAUGGAACUAUCGACGAUGUAGACACAGAAUUUUUAGCCAGAAAAACUACGAGUUUUUCAAGCUAUCUCACGUCAAACUCACUCGCGAAUUUAGGUAAAUCUAAAGAUCCCUACACUUCAUCUUAUUCUCCWGGUUAUAGAGACUCUGGUUUAGCCUCAACACAAGGAGCCAGCGAUGUCUCAUUAUCAAGCUCCGACUGGAGACCACGAAAAUACAAGUCAAGCAAAAACAAUGGAUCAAUCUCAUCAGUAUAUUCUCCAGGAGCUGAAGACAUGAUGUCACAUGCCGGAGAGAGUAUACCUCAACCUCACUAUUCUCCGAAAGGCGGACUAUAUGGCGAUUCUUAUUACAUGGAUCAUGGUUCWCCAGAUCCGUGGGGUCACUCGGGUCAACUGGGCUCUACUACAUCUUACUCUACCUCAGCUGGAACUUACGCGACAAGCUACGGAAUGACAACUCGGGAAGGAAUGAAGGAAGUUCAUGGCAUGCCGCCUGCGUUAGCAAAGGCACCUCUUCACCACCAUCAAAGGAGUUAUCAUCCCAUAAGUCACAGCGAAGCGAUGGACAGGUUAUCAGGCUUGCCCCCUAUGUCAUCCUUCAGACAGACACCCAGUCUACAUGGACAGUCGUCUCCUUAUCUUCACUCAGUCUCUCCUCCACUCAACGGUAGCGAUCCAAUGGGUCACGUGACAAGAGCAACGACGUCCGGAAGUCAAACAGGCGACACUCUAGGAAAAGCAUUAGCAUCUAUAUACUCGAAUGACAAUGGAACUACGUACUCAUCCAAUCCCUCGACYCCAGUAGGAUCACCACCUCCUUUGGCCAGCGUGUCGGAGAGACCGCCAUCAACUGGUUCYGGGACGUCAGGYCACUCAUCAGGAUGGGGCCGUGGAAACCAACCUACAUCGCCACCCUAUGAGAACCAGCUACAUCCUUUGAGAGAACCAAGGAGCUCCAGUAACCCUAUAGAAUUACAAAACAUGCAAUAUAUGCCACCUAAGCAAAGCCGAAUCGAGGAAAGGCUUGAUGAUGCAAUCCACGUAUUACGCAACCACGCCGAAGCAAAUGUUCCUGCUUUACGUGAAAUGUAUUCRAGCGCUGCUGGUGCCGCGGCAACAACAAGCGUUUCAGUUGCGGGAUACAACUCGGCGACUAUUCAGUCGUCACACUUAGACCAGRUGAACAAUAACCAUAGCAACAUGGAGGAAGAUCCCAAUAGCAUGACGUCACCGGGGGGAUUAUCUAGUCGAGCUUUAUCAUCGCAGAUGUCACCAGCGACUUCAGAUAUCAGUGACACCAGAUACAAAGACGACGCAAAUGUUAAUCAAGAUUCAGUCAAGGCCGAGGAUAAAAUGGACAGCUUAGACAAAGACACGGGUAGUUUGGUGGGAGAAGACGGCAAAAAUGACGACUUCAUGGAAACAGACAGAGACCGAGUGGUGAGAGAACAGGAGCGAAGGUUCGCGAAUAAUGCUCGGGAGAGAAUGCGUGUACGUGACAUAAAUGAGGCUUUCAAAGAGCUUGGACGGAUGUGCCAAAUGCAUCUACAAAACUCCAAACCCCAGACGAAGGAAAAGGAAAGACCAAGUGCACCUAAACCCCGUCGUGAACCAUCGUCGAAGGAAUGGUCUAUGUAUGACGCCUCUAGCGGGAGUAACAUCCCCCAAACUAAGCUUGUCAUACURCAUCAAGCUGUAUCUGUCAUUACAAGUCUUGAAUCUCAAGUUCGAGAACGAAAUCUCAAUCCCAAAGCAGCGUGUCUAAAACGAAGAGAGGAAGAGAAAGUAGAAGAAGAAUCACCAGAAAAGCGAGUCGUUCCUGGAGUAGACAAACCCUUUGACAACAACGCRGUACGGGGGAGGGGUGGACGAAGAGGUCGACGAUCAUCUCGAGAUUCUUUAGAGUUCUAAAAAGUACAUUUUCUCAUAUGGUUCUUUAUAAAAG